Lepisosteus oculatus (spotted gar) is the source of this 518-nucleotide messenger RNA. The record is from RefSeq and is a predicted model, not a curated record. NCBI's taxonomy places the organism in Eukaryota, Metazoa, Chordata, Actinopteri, Semionotiformes, Lepisosteidae.
UCCUUACCAUUUCAUCAGUGGCACUCCUUGCGGCAGGCUACAGUACAGGAGCCACUGGAACUAAACAAUUAGAAGCACACAUCGGAGUUAUUUUCUCGCAGAGUGGGGAUAUUACCAGUCUGGAUAUUCGUUAUCUGGUGGCAGUGAUGGAAUCCAGGUCCAUGUCUUGGUCCUAUCUGUUCAGCAUAGCGGUGUUUACUUCGUGCACCUUAGCUUUGGCAGCGAACAUCUAUAAUUGUGAUGAACCACUGGUAUCGAUGCUGCCUCAGACUUCCUUCGAAAGUUCAUCAAAACUUUCUGCCAGUCAUUCGCCUCGCUUUGCCAAGCUUAACAGAAGAGAUGGGGCUGGUGGAUGGUCCCCUCUCAUCUCAAAUGAGCAUCAAUGGCUACAAGUGGAUCUGAGAGACAGAGUAGAGAUUACUGCCAUAGCCACACAAGGUCGCUAUGGCAGCUCAGACUGGAUCACCAGCUACCUCCUUCUGUUCAGUGACAUGGGAAGAACCUGGACUACGGAUUGA